This is a messenger RNA of Xenopus tropicalis (tropical clawed frog), 1891 nucleotides long. RefSeq names its product perforin-1. Gene Ontology annotation, cellular component: extracellular region; membrane. The record is from RefSeq and is a predicted model, not a curated record. NCBI's taxonomy places the organism in Eukaryota, Metazoa, Chordata, Amphibia, Anura, Pipidae. The transcript has 4 exons. The coding region runs from base 254 to 1891 and encodes 545 amino acids.
CUGUCAUUUCCUCCAUUAGGUAUAGUUCAUUGGUUACUUUGAACCAUUGGUCCUUUGUAGGGAUAUUGCUGGUUCGCCAGUAUUGUGGAUUUAGCUGUCAUAAGUAACGUUAAUGCUAAUUCCUUUUUGGUCGAGUCUACAGGUUUGUAUCGGUGAAAUAGAAGUAUCGCUGGGGCAUUUAUAUCUAUCUGGCUUCCUAUGAUUUCUUCACACACACCUUUCACUAGUUUCCAAAAUAAGGCAAGUCUCAAGAAUGCUCCAUCCAUUCAUUUUCCUGCUAUUUGUGGUUCCUCUGUCCUCUCACUCUCCCAUGACACCAAACCCUUUAAAAUAUGGAUGCCAACUUGGGAAACCUGAACAAUGUGAGAAGGCUUCUUUUGUGCCUGGCCAUACCUUGCUGGGAGGAGGCUUAGACAUUGUGACCAUGAGCAGAACCCGUUCUUUUCUCCUCAACAUGCAGAUCUAUGAGAACAGCAACAAAACAUGCACAUUAUGUAAGAACGUUCAUCAUCAAAAUGCCCUGGAGAAAAUUCCAGUAGGCAUGAUCGACUGGCAACUCGACUCGUCAUGUUCCAAAUCAAUCUCCGGCAGCGUCUCCCAUUCAAAAGUAGAAAUGGCCAAGGAAGAAACUAAACGCAUUUCCAAUGAUUGGAAACAUGACCUCAACGUGUCAGUUGAAGUCUUCAAAAUAAGCACAGCAAUUGGUGGCUCCCACUCUAGAAUGACAAAAUUUGCAGAGACGAAAUCCGUAAUAGACAGAUAUGAAUUCCUCAGCAGCGAGCUUGAAUGCUCAGUUUACAGUUUCCGUCUUUCUCCAGAUGCGCCGCUGAGCUCUUACUUUGCUAAGGACUUAAGACAGCUCCCAAACUUGUAUAACAAAAACACCAAGCAGAAGUACAGGAGUUUCAUAUCCACAUACGGAACCCAUUACGUCACCGAAGCCCAUGUAGGGGGACGAAUUAAGGAGAUCACUGCUGUGCGGACCUGCCAAGUGGCUAUGAAUUCCCUGAAAAUGAGUGAAGUCAAAGAUUGUCUGGAGUUGGAAAUAGCGGGCUCUGUGAAUAUCGAAGCGGCAGAUAUCGGUCGCGGUUUGUCAAAUAAAUUUUGCAAGGAAAAGGCAAAUAAUAUAAACCAAGGAAGUGAUUUCCAUACAUCAUUUAAUGAACGAACGUAUGAGAUAAAAGGCGGUAAAGCUACAUUCAAUCUGUUUGAUGAGAAAAGUGGAGGGACUCCGGAAGCAUUUUCCGCUUGGGUGGAGAGUCUCAAAACUAUUCCAGAUCUGGUUAAAUUUGCCCUGAGUCCAAUUCACAACUUGGUGAAACUCAAUGGUCCCCAGAAGGAUAAUCUCAGAGCGGCUGUGAGUGAGUAUAUAAGAGAGAGGGCUUUACAUAUGAAAUGUUCCUGUCCAGGAAAUUCUCACCCAAGCCAUAAUGGGGACUGUUCCUGUGACUGCCAAGCAACGAAAUAUUCCAACUCAGAGUGCUGCCCAACCAACAAAGGCCUGGCCCAUCUCACACUAUAUGUUGAAAAGGCAACUGGUCUGUAUGGUGAUUAUUUUGGGAAAUCGGAUGCCUAUGUGGUAUUCAAGUUUGAUGGCCAAGAACAGAGGACAAGAACCGUGUGGAACAAUGAUAAUCCCGUCUGGAAGGACACUUAUAAAAUCGGUAUGGUGGAGCUCACUGCCGUGAAAAAGUUCACCAUAGAGGUGUGGGAUGAAGACUUUGGAUUACCUGAUAACUUACUUGGCAAGUGUUCCGAGCCCUUGAUGUCAGGAAUCACCCCAAAAACCUGUCGGUGCAAUUAUGGAAGUUUAUCCUAUCGUCUUACUGUCACUUGUGCCACUCACCUUCAGGGCAGCUUCUGUCAAGACUACAGACCAGUUCCAACCUAA